GAGAGCAAAGAGCUCAAGAGACGGAGCUCGCAUGGUAUUGGUGACAGAGAUUUUUAAAUAAACACGCAAUCGUUCGCCGACGAUGAAAAAAAUGCUGCUGCCCCUCCUCAUCCCCAAUCUCCACCACCGCCAACGCCAACGCCAGCAACUACCAAAAUGGGCCUUCUAUCAAACAUUUCCAGGCCUGCCAAUCGCUCCCCUUCCUCAUCCUUCUUCAUUCCCCGCUUCUUUGUCGUCGUUGCCGCACUCUCUUUCACCAUCCUCCUCUUCUUCGAGGUGGAUUCAUUUGUGCAGAGCUUCGUUUCAAGCACCAAAACAAUUGCCGGACACAACUUGGAACCCACACCAUGGCAUCCUUUCCCGCCAAAACCAUCCUCCUUAGACCAAGAAUCCAAGUACUCGGUCGCUUCCAAAAUUCUGCAGUGUUCUUACCUUUCUUGUGGUCGCAGCACCACAGAUAACACUUCACAGCAUAACCCGCCAAAACAUGAUCUUUCCAAAAGCGAAAGCUGUCCUGAUUUUUUUAAAUACAUACACAGGGAUUUGGAGCCCUGGACUAAGUCUAAGAUCUCUGCGAGGCACAUUAUGGGGGCUCAAAAUUUUGCAGCUUUUAGGAUUCUGAUAAUUGGUGGUAAAUUGUAUGUGGACUUAUAUUAUGCCUGUGUACAGAGCCGGGCAAUGUUCACUAUUUGGAGUUUCUUGCAGCUUCUUAGGAGGUACCCUGGCAAGAUUCCAGAUGUGGAUUUGAUGUUUGAUUGUAUGGAUAAGCCAACUAUUAAUCGCACUGAGCAUGCUUCGAUGCCUCUACCAUUGUUUCGCUAUUGCACGACACCAGCACACUUUGAUAUUCCGUUCCCUGAUUGGUCUUUCUGGGGUUGGUCAGAAAUCAAUAUACAGCCAUGGGAAGAAGAAUUUAGAAGCAUUAAAGAAGGUUCACAAGCUCACAGUUGGCGAAAGAAGUCGCCUAUAGCAUACUGGAAAGGAAACCCUGAUGUUGCUUCUCCUCUUAGGAUGGCGUUGCUUCAAUGCAAUGACACUGAGAUGUGGAGAGCACAAAUAAUGCGACAGGACUGGGGAGAAGCGGCAAGAGGAGGUUUUAAGCAGUCAAAACUAUCAGAUCAGUGUAACCAUCAGUACAAGAUCUAUACUGAAGGAUACGCUUGGUCAGUGAGCUUGAAAUACAUUCUGGCAUGUGGUUCAGUUCCACUUAUAGUAUCACCAGAAUAUCUAGAUUUUUUCAGUCGUGGGCUGACUCCGCAGAAAAAUUAUUUGCCGGUUCGUCCAUCUGAUUUGUGCUUGUCUAUAAAGCUUGCUGUUGAGUGGGGCUAUGGACAUCCUGAUAUGGCUGAAGCAGUGGGAAGAGCUGCCCAAGAUUUCAUUGGAAAUUUGACGAUGGAUAGGGUCUACGAUUACAUGUAUCAUCUCCUAGUGGAAUACUCGAAGCUGCUGGAUUUCAGACCUCGUCAACCUCCUGCUGCCAUGGAGGUGUGCGUGGAUUCAGUGCUCUGCUUUGCUGAUGAGAAUCAAAGACGAUUCCUUAGAAAGUCGCUUGCUUUCCCCUCUUCAUCACUCCCUUGCUCGAUUUAGCUUUCAAGUGGCAACGUUGAUCACCAUUGAUAGGGAUAACAAACAAGUUUACAUCAUACUGAGGGUGGAGUCACAGAAAUGCGCAGUUUGGCAUUUGCUUUUUUGGUCAUACAGCUUCUGUAAGUUUAUAAGUUGAGCAGAAGGAACGAUAGAGAGUAUAAGUUGUUAGCAGUCCAAGCUAAUUCCAGCCUUGGCCCCUUUUCAUUGGAUUGGACAAAGAUCUUUAGAAUCGUGAAAGAAAAAUCAGAAACAAACGGAAAGAGUAGAGGGAUAAGUUCACCGAAAAUGCGUUCAGAUAGACAAGUAGUGCUUCUUUUCUUUUGACUGUUUAUUAAUUAGUUCAGUUAUUCUUUAUUUAUCAUUAUUAUUAUUA
Molecule: messenger RNA, 1960 nt
Organism: Coffea eugenioides
Lineage: Eukaryota; Viridiplantae; Streptophyta; Magnoliopsida; Gentianales; Rubiaceae
Product: protein O-glucosyltransferase 1
Exons: 6
Coding region: 157-1587 (476 amino acids)
Source: RefSeq, a predicted model, not a curated record